Messenger RNA from Balearica regulorum gibbericeps (East African grey crowned-crane), 1242 nucleotides. The record is from RefSeq and is a predicted model, not a curated record. Lineage: Eukaryota; Metazoa; Chordata; Aves; Gruiformes; Gruidae.
AGUAAAAGCUCUGCAAGUCUGCAAUAAAAAUGGCCUCCAAUAAAACUACAUUGAAAUCCAAAACAUUUGUAUUUAAAUGACAAGAAAUAGAGAAGCCAAAAAGAGUACCAGAAAGCAAUCUUCCAUUGAAUCAAAGAAUUUUAGUCCAACAGAGAACACAGAUGGAGAUGUUCCCCACUUGUAGUCUGCUUGCCUUAUCACCACACAAAAUGGGAAAGAAACAGAAUGGCAAAGGUAAAAAAGUUGAAGAGGCAGAGCCUGAAGAAUUUGUUGUGGAGAAAGUCCUGGACAGACGUGUUGUAAAUGGAAAGGUGGAAUACUACUUGAAGUGGAAAGGAUUUACAGACGCUGACAACACAUGGGAACCUGAAGAAAACUUAGAUUGUCCAGAGCUAAUCGAAGCUUUUCUGAACUCUCAGAAAGCUGGCAAAGAAAAAACAGAUGGUGCCAAAAGAAAAUCUUUGUCAGAUAGUGAAUCUGAUGAUAGUAAAUCAAAGAAAAAGCGUGAUUCUGUUGAUAAACCAAGAGGGUUUGCAAGGGGUCUUGAUCCUGAGCGGAUAAUUGGGGCUACAGAUAGCAGUGGAGAGCUUAUGUUCCUCAUGAAAUGGAAAGACUCUGAUGAGGCAGAUCUGGUCCUGGCCAAAGAAGCUAACGUGAAGUGUCCUCAGAUCGUAAUCGCUUUUUAUGAAGAGCGACUAACUUGGCAUUCAUGCCCAGAAGAUGAAGCACAAUAAUUGUUUGCAUUGCUUUUUUAUAUAUAUGAAUAUUAAAACCUGAAAUUUGAUUUAUUAGCAAUGUGAGAAGCAUACAUUCUAACAAGAAUCAAAUUUGAUAUUUUUUUGAAGUAGUAUGUUUUGCAUCAACAGCAAGUAAAUAAAAGCUUUCUGCAACUUAUUUCAUUUAUCACAACAGAGCAUUUGAUACUACUACUUCCUCCAUAUUAGGUAAAAGCUUUUAUAAAACAUUCAUAAACUUCCAUAGUUAUUACAGAGUCAUAAUGAAUGUCUAAACCAACUCAGAUGUUUUGUAGUCUUCUAUACUAUUGAUGUGCAUGUAUUUUCUUUACCCAAACCUAGCCCUCUAAACCUGUAGAAUCAUUCUUUUUAGUAUUUGGGAUCACUUGGUCUCAAGAAGACCAGGUGAAAACUAACUUUGUAGUAAUUUGAAUGUUAUCAGACUGUAUAUUGUUUACUUUAUUGUAAAUACUGGUGAACAGUGGUCAAUAAAAUAGUUUUAUAUUCU